Heterobilharzia americana is the source of this 4487-nucleotide messenger RNA. NCBI's taxonomy places the organism in Eukaryota, Metazoa, Platyhelminthes, Trematoda, Strigeidida, Schistosomatidae. The record is from the annotation of a GenBank genome assembly.
ACCACACUCAGGUACUGUAUACGUGUCUCAAAGGCAUAGCAUACGUCCAUAUCUAGAGACUCUAGGGUUUUAGCGAGCGAUGUUUGCUGUCCGAUUUGGCAAAGUUUGGACGUUAAAAGCUGCUCCAUGAAGUCGAUGGCGAGGUCUUAGGAAGCUGGUAAUGAGGUUUCACUGACUGAUCUUUGACGAUGGUUACAAAUUGAGACGUUGGGUUGAGUGUAAAGGGCCUAAUAUUAGUAUCAUGAGGUGAAGGCAAAGAAGAAGACAGAGUUGAGUAGGAUUGGUUAUGCCUGAUUGGCUGUUGUGUACUAGUGGAAGGGUGUGGGCGUUUGACACUUCCUAGUAGUUGCCCACAUUGUGGAAGGCUAUUUCUUUUUGAACUAUUUGAAAGAGAAAAGGAUCUGUGUUACCACAGAGCCCAUGAAACGUAUGAUUGAAGCCUGUCACAUAUGGCCUUAUGCGGGAUGUUUUGAGACUUGGUUGUUCUAAUGACGAAUGGAGAAAGUCCAUGCACCUGGCACUGAAAGACUGUGAGGCAGGGAGGCGUGUGCUGUUUUGGGGGUCGACGUUUUCUAAAUCCCAUCCCCUUCCGAUGGGAAAGAUCGCAUCAAGGUGUCACUGCCGUUCAUCUAAGGGAAACACCUUACCGGUCACACCAACGAGCUGGCAGCAGUACGACUUUGCUCUCAGACUUCCGUAAAAGUAUAGUAAUUCACAUUAUAGCGGGAACCACUUUUCGUCUUACCACUAUCCGAUAGACCUUCCUGGGAUAGUAGGACCUCGAGGGAACACAUGUCACAAAGAUGGCUGUCUGGGCCAAGCCCGACCACCACCAUCGACUGGGCAAGCUCUGAGUUCUCUCGUAUUUCUAGGGGGUUGGGUGGAAGACUCUUCGGUGUUCACUUUUUGUCCUGUUAAUUUCAUAUGACGUUUGUCUGGUACAUACGGCAUCGUAGUCUGAAUGUUUCGUUUCGCGAAUGAAAUUAGAUUGAGAAUCCUGAUGAAUACUGUCGUCCACAUAAAACAAAGUUCUUGGUGGUAUAUUCGAUAUUUUCUAUAACACUUUGAUAUCUUGCAUUUGUUAAGCACUCUCGUAACCACAUCCUAAAGUUGAAUAUCUUGGGAACAUUAUCUUAAAAGACUUGGAUUAUGAAUUUAGAAAAGGUGAAUAAGACAGAAAGUCUGUGUUAUGGUAAAAUUGAAGAUCCGUGCCAUUUUCGAAUCUUGGAAGUAUCACUCAAAAGUGAGUGACUUUUGGGAUACUGAAGACAAAAUUUAUUUUUCACUUAAUAAAUACAUGAAGAAUGCAGUCUUCAUGAAAACAUCAACAUUGUUUUGGCGAAAAAACAAUUGGGAUUUGUAACAAUGACGAGGGAGUUAAAACCGUCGUCUUUAUCGAUAAUUGACAACUGGAGUUCAGGAAAAAAAAUCAAGAAUAACUGUGGGUGCCUACAAAUUGGAUUUAAAAAAGGUAAAACUUUAGGUCUUAUUAAUUAUGAAUUAUGUCAUGAAGUCGUAAAACGUGGGGUAGAGCGUGUCUUUUUUCCAGUACCAUCACUGAUCUUCAUAUAACUUAUAAUCAGUCAGGAAUAAUAUUUAAAUCAUUAGGUAGGUAGGUGGUCAAUGAAUUCUUUUCAGUAAUUGUAGGAUUGGACUUUUAUCCACUCUAAGAAGCUGCUCAACCUCGCGUUACGAAAAGCAUUUCCAACAAACUACAGUUAUACAUCAUCCACAGCUGCCGCCUACGUUCACUUGAUACUUAAGAUCAGAUGACCAGAACGAAUAAGCAACAAGGAACUCUGAUCUGAUAAUGAACCAACCAACAACCCAUCACCAAACAAAUAUGCAGAAGAAAGUGGGGAUGAUAUCAUGCGCCUGGCCCUCGAGUGGAACCCGCAUGGGAAACGACGAGUUGGGCGAAAUCGUGUGAGGAAGAAAUGAAAGCUCUUGGGCAGUGGUGGAGCCAGGUUAAAAAGACUACGGAGAAGAGAAUGAAAUGGUGACGUGCUACUGAAACCCUAUGUUCCACUUGGAACUCAAACGACAAAUAAUAAUAAUAACAGUAGUAAUAAGCUGCUCAUCAAUGAUGAUAAUUAUGGAGAUUUAAUUUCAACAUUUGUUGUUGAGCAAUCGAUUUUGGGAAAAACAGGAAGACAAGGGAAACAACUUUCUGCUGUCAUACCCUAUACAGCUAGCAGCAGUACGACUUCAUUCUCAGAUCCCCAUCGAAGUAUAGUAAUUCGCACUACAACGGCAACUACUUUUCAUCUUACCACUAUCUGAAAGACCUUGAGGAAACACGCGUUCCACCAGCAUAGCUGUUUGGGUCAUUGUGAUAUGCAAGCCCGACCACCGCUACAAGGUAGCAAAUGUCGACCGAAUAAGGCCAGUUUAUCGGUUACCAGCUUACGCCAAGUGUUAUGCUGAUGAUAUAUUCGGCUAGUUAUCGAAGAAGGAGUGUACUAUGCAGCGGUCCUCUCUGUCCUGUUGUAAGGGUGACAUACGUGUAUUUAAAGUCGAAGACGUCUAUAGGACAAGAGUUUUCAACCCUGGAUGUUUUCGCAACAUUUUUCGUAUGCUGCUGAAUCACUAUGCAAGAAUUGUUGAUGUAAGUCAUAGAGUACUACGCAUGUAAAGCAAAUCAUUUUAUGAGGUUGUGAACGAUUAUCACGUGAAGUGGCUAAAACAUGUUGCAUAUCCCUAGUCACGGUCGUGUAAGACUUGUGACGAUAAAUGCAGUAGUUUGGAGUUGAAAGAAGGCUAAGGAUGGUCGGACUAAGAAGUCACACUUGUUGAUGAAGUCUCUGACUGUUUAUGUGAGCCGCGUAGACUGUCUAACUGGGGUUGCUGAGGCGUUAGGAGUCAGUAAUUGUAAACUUUUAGCAAUGUAGCUUAAAAUAGACUGCAAUCGCGCAGUUGUUAACCCUUUUUUAUCUUCGGAGUUUUGACGUUUACACUGACCUCCAUCCGUCGCUCCUUACACACCUUUGUCUACUUUCGUUUAAUUCUUCGGUCUUCAUCUUCGGAUUCUCUUGUGAAACGUGGUAAUUUGACUGACACACUUUUGUGCAAAGUUUUAAGGUGAUUCAUCUGUCUGUCGGGUGGAUAGAAACUUUUCUAGAUCAAAUGAAUCAUCAUAUAAUAUAAGAUUAUGAAUUACUAAAUGUGUUUAAAUUUUUAAACAUGUAAUUACCGUCUUAUCUAUAACGUUUCAGGAAUCUAUCUUUCGAUGUUGAAGAAAAUGCAUUGUUCGACUUUUUCGCACAAUUUGGGCCUCUAGAAUUUGCGAAAAUCGUUAAAGAUCCAGCAACACAGCAUUCUCGGGGAACAGCUUUCGUGAAGUUUCUAAAUGUGGACGAUGCGUUAAACGUUUUACAGCAAUCUGCUAGACCUGAGAAUGCUCACCAGUUUGUUCUUGACAAUCGGACGUUGAACAUAUCUAUUGCUGUCUCCAGAUCUGAAGCCGAAAAUUUGCGUAAAAGAAAAUCUGAUAGUGAAUUAAAUAUGUCGGCGGAUACUGCAGCUCCUGCAGAUGUUGUCAAACUGAAGGGACGCAAUCUACACUUAGCAUCUGUUGGAAUUAUUCGUCCGGGAACAGCUGAAGCCAAAGAUUUAAGCAAAGAAGAUUUAGCUAGAAGAGAUGGAUUAUUACGAGAGAAGAAGAUGAAACUUACUGAUCCAAAUUAUUUUAUCAGUGAUAUCCGAUUGUGUUUACGUAAUCUACCUUUAAGUGUAUCAGAUAAUGAUUUAAAAUCUGUAUGCUAUAAAUUUGUGAAGGAUAAAAAGUGUAAAAUUUCAGAGUGUCGUAUUAUGCGUAACCUUCAACCUGGAAGACAACAAUAUCGUUCAUUAGGAUAUGCAUUUGUUACCUUUGACAAUCAUGAGAAUGCUAUGAAAGUAUUAAAUGGUUUAAAUAAUAAUCCGAAUGCUUUUCCACCAAGUAAUCGAAGACCAAUUGUUGAAUUUUCAGUGGAAAAUUUAAGAGCACUACAGUUGAAACAGAAAAGAACCCAAAAGUGUAAUGUUAUACAGUCGAAAAGUAAAGAUGGAACACCAUCACAACCAUCUACAAUGGAUAUUGGAAAGAACUUUAAGUUGAAUAUAUCGUCCUCGUCGAUGACAGAGAUGAUUAAUAAUCCAGAAGUCUAUCAAAAAUUUAAGAAAAAUUUGAAAAAGAAAUCACUUUCAUUAAUAAAGCAUAGUUCACGGAAAUCAGGUCUACCGAAACAUUUCAAUGCAAAAAAACGUCAUCGAAAUCGUGGCUUAUCAUCAUCAAUGAAAAAAAAUACUAACAGUAAACUGAAGCUGAAAACAUCUCGGAAACAGAAACGUCUGAAGAAAACAUAGUGAAUUAUAUGUCUAUACGGUUAACAAUGUAUAAAGAAUAUGUAUAUAUAAUGCAUUAAUUUGCGUCCUGAAUACAAAAAAAUCAUGUUUUUUGAACAAUAUUAUUGUGUUGGUUGUAAAUACACUGUUUUUUUUCUUCC